CACUUCCUAAUAAUAAUACCUAGUUGUAGCUUGUUUAAUAGUUUUAAAGUAAACUAGUAAUUCUAAAAUGCUAGGAAGUAAAUAUCAACAAGAUGACAAGACAAAAAUCGAAUGGAUUGUUGAAUCUCUUUUAGAAGAAUUAAUUGAACAAAAUUUAAAAGAUCUAUGUUCUUCAAUCAAAGUACCAUCACAUAUUGAUAGUAGUAAUGAUUUACUACUCAAUACUACUACUAUUUCCUUCCAAAAUAAUAAUAUCCAUCAAGAACAACAUUAUAAUUCCAACAUAUCUUCUGAUAACAAGAAUAAUGGAAAAGUACCUUUCCUCUCCAAUAUUCUCAUCAAUGAACAAGGUUUGAAAUUGAAAAUAAUUUUAUUCAAAAGAAUAAUAUUUAAUGAACAAACUGAUAACAUUAUUGAUAGAAAUAAUAGACUCGGUAUCACAAUUGCCUUUUUAACGGAAGGUUUUUAUGAAUGUGAAUUGCUCACCGUUUUCGAUACUGAACACACUCUGUUAUCUCUUCAGAAUAAGAUUCAACAAGAAUACAAUCAAGUUGUAGAAAACGACAAGUCUACUACUUUGAUACAACCAGCAUCUCUUGAAGAACAAUAUUCGGAAGUGAAUAAGAAGGAAUUUUCCAAUUCAAGAGAAGAAAGUUUUGUUUUAGAUUUUGUAUUUUCACAUCUUGUUGAACCUGUUGCUGAUGCCAUAAUUCCACUCUACAACCGUCUCUUUUCACAUUGUAAAAAAAGUAAUUUACUGUUAAGGAAUAAUUUGAUACUUGUAUUACCAGACAUUUUAGAAGAUAUUAACAACCGUGAAUAUGAUGAUAACAACUUAUUUGCAAUUCUAUUCCAUAACAUUACUUCUCAAUCAUGUGUACCAUUACAAUACUUCAAUCCAACGGCAAUCAAAUCUCCCAUUCUCAUAAUAAGAAUGCUAAACAGAGAAUCAUUUUUAAAAAUACAAAACAGAGGUUUGACGAGAUAUCUUCUACAAGAGGGUUUUAACAAUGCCACCUUUCCCACAACUUAUUGGAAUAGUUUUUCCAAAAGGUUAAAUCAAUCAUUAUCGAAUUAUUGUAAUAGUGCAACAUACAAAGUCCAUCAAGAGAAGGCUCAACAAGAAUGUUCAUAUCAGUUUAAAACACUGUCACAGGUUACAGAUUUUAUGAUCACUGAUACAACCGACUACGGUUCAUUCCAUAUGAAGAUCGGUAGUGAUAUUUAUCCUCAAUCUAUUACAGUUUCACUUUCCUUGGUAUCCUAUGAAGUAACUGUAAACAUUCCCUCGGGAGUGCACGAAUAUCUAGUAAGGUCACUCUGUGAAGAAAAUUCAAAACAGUAUCAACAUAAUGGUAUUUUGAUUAAUUGUGGUGUUCAUAGAGAGUUUUUUCAAGAUUUUGGUUAUUUACUCUCUGAUGGAUCAAUAUUUACAAGGAAUAACUCUGGAAAGUGUUCUAACUAUUCAUUUUCUUCACUAAGAUUUGAUUGGUGUUUUGAUUUGCAGAGAGAUGAGAUUGAAUUUGAUAAGGAUACUCUUGUUGUGAAAUGUUGUGCCAAGACAAUGGAGGACCUUGUUACUUCUCUGUACUAUAAGGAUGAUUUCAUAGAAAGGACUAUUUAUUCCAAUAAGAGCCAUGAUCCCAAUUUCAAUGGUCUAAGCAAUGGGUUUCUAUUCAUGAUAAAAUGGAAUAAGAGCCGAUCCAUUUACUACUAUCAACAUGCCGACAGCCAAGCUAUUCCCAUAGAUUAUGACUUGUUUUCUUUAAGUGGAAUGGAUUAUUUUGACAGAAAAGAGUUCAAGUAUAAGCAAGACCACAAGUUGUCUUGUUCUAUUGAACAAAUAGUUCUACUAUCACCUCCUAUUCACUUUUCAACAAGAAUUACUGCUAACAAUAUGGUGAAAUUAGUGGAUUUUGUUUUUAAUACGUUUUCGAGUGUUCUCUCCAAAAAUCCAACACUUCCAUUAGAAAUUUUGGAUAGAUUUGAUAUUGUUGUUAAUUGUUUAGAUUAUGGUUGUGUUACAUUUGGACUAAACUCAUAUUAUGAAAAGAAUUUUCUUUCCUCCAAACUAAAGAAGGAAUGGAUAGAUCGUCAUCUUAAUGUUCGUAAGGUUUUGAAGGAAUUUAUUAGCAAUGAACAAUUAUUUUCUUUUGUUGGACCAAAGUUAUCCUUUUCCAUUCAUUUUCAAUUAAUAAAUUUGACUCAAAUCAUUGAUUGA
Messenger RNA from Naegleria gruberi, 2221 nucleotides. RefSeq lists its product as uncharacterized. NCBI's taxonomy places the organism in Eukaryota, Heterolobosea, Eutetramitea, Acrasida, Naegleriidae. The coding region runs from base 68 to 2221 and encodes 717 amino acids. The record is from RefSeq and is a predicted model, not a curated record. The transcript has a single exon.